UCUUCUUGUCCUAUCUAUUUGACUUUGCAUCAGUUCAUAUAAGUCUUUUCCAUAUUUUGGGGGUGAGGGAGAGAGAAUCGUAGGUUUGAGAUUUAAAGACGUCUAACCAGUCACUGAGUCUGAUUUCCUACUGGCCUGGGAAGGAGAUGUUAACAGAAUUUAUAAAAUCAACAAAGCACAAAAUCAUGUGGACAGUCCACUUUAUGCAAUAGCAAAAAUAAUUGACUUUUUUACAGCGUAAAAAAGCAUUUUAUGCCCAUCACCUCAUUUAUCCUUCCCAAUAACUCUAUGAGGGACAUGUUGUUAGUAAUGUUGCUACUUUACAGAUAGAAGAACAGUUUCAAAGAGGAAGUCAUCCAAGGGAUGUCAGGGGGAAGUUGCCCAGGGUCACUAGCUAUUAAGUGGUGGAGUUGGGACUCGAACCAAGGUCCUAUGUUUCAGGCAAGCAUGUUAGGUACAUGCAAGAAUUAGUAAAAGAAUCAGGUUAAGGAAAUAUAGAAUUGGAAAAAUGAAAUGGGUCAGGCAUUUAUUAAGGGCAAAGAAUAAAAUGGCCCAAGAAAUAUAAAAAGACUCAAGAAAGCCUCCAACACAUUGUGCAGGCUUUUUGGAGAGAAAUUAUGGGAGAACCAUGACAAGAAUCACAGGAAAAGGGGUGCCCAGAUUGUGAUCUGCAUCAAAAGAGGGAAUAUCUCCAACCAUCCAUCAAUGAGCAUUUAUUAAGCACCCACUAUUUGCCAACCUCUGUUGCUUGUUGUUGGUUACAAAGAUUCAAAAAUGAAACAGUCAGGGCAGCUAGUUAGCACAGAAGAUAGAGUACCAGAUCUGGAGUUGGGAGGACCUGGGUUCAAAUUUGACCUCCCAUUCUUCCUACUUGUGUUACCUUGGGCAGGUCACUUAAUCCCAAUUACCUAGCCCUUGCCCUUCUUCUUAGAGUUGUUACUAACACAAAAAGUAAGUAUUUUUUAAAAAUGAAAGUCUUUGCUCUCAAGAGCUUAUAUUCUCUCAGAAUUGGGAACGUGUAGGUAAUGAAGAAUGUCUGGAAUAAAGACAAGAUAAAUACCUAGUAAUAGGGAAGGAAGGCUGUCGAGAUAGAUUUUGUGUAAAAAAGGUAGUGCUUAAGAUGAGUUUUAUAGGAAAUACUAUUUUACAAGUUCACACAUCUCUUGAAGAAAAGGAAGAACUCACACCCCAAGUUUCCCAGUACAGGCAAGGGUUCUUCCCAUUGUAUCCUUCUUCCCUUGGGUAGCCAUUGUGGGAGUGGGCUUUAUACUAGUUUCUAUUUCUUCAGCUAUAAGGAGCCAUAAAUGUGGUUCCUGUGAUUCACCCAGUAUCUUGACCACUGUGGUUAGUACAGAAGUGAUGGCAAAAAGAGUCACACACUUAGACACCCAACACACUAGUCUAUCAAUUUGCACAUUGCUCCAACAUUGUCUCUUUCUUUCUGUCUUCCUUGAGGAGGGCCACCGGUGUUCUCAGGCUCAUCUUUUGUGGUUUGCCCUUGGAGAAGGGGUUUCCCACAGUACUCUGUCAUAGCCCAUGACUUCCUUUGCCAUUCCCCACAGACCUCUUCUGCCUUGUCAGUGUAGAGGAAAUGAAGAGCUAGAGAAGCUCUAGCAUCCUGAUACCUUCUACCAUUGAGCUAUGCAGUCUUCUCAUCAUUCAGUGUGCAGGAGGCUUAGAGUGGUUUUCAUUGUCCCAUAAUCACCCUUCUUUGAGGCUGGGAGCAAGGGAGAGGGGACUGCAAAUUCAUUUCCCUUUUACUCAUGAGAGAACUCAUGAAAGGUUUAAAUAAUUUCCCAAAGGCUGCUGGACUUCCUAAUGUCUAGAUUAUUUGCUCUGUCUGCUCUCUCACUUCUCUUUAGAACCUUAAGAUUGAAUGCCAGUGUAGCCAACUAAACCUGCGUAGUAACUGUUUACUUCCAACACUGGAAAUAGAACAGCUUUUUCAGUCACUCAUCAGUGUACUGGGCCAUUUGUUCUGGUACUGGGUAUUUACUGACCCCUACUUUGUAUUAUGUAUCAUAGAGGAAGCAUUGAAGAAGAUCAAAAUUCUUUACUACUUUUAAAAUUAAUUUUCUUGUAUCUUUUUUUAACCCUUACCUUCUUUCUUAAAAUUGAUACUAAGUAUUAAUUCUAAGACAAAGGAGUAGUAAGGGCUAGGCAACUGGGGUUAAGUGACUUGCUCAGGGGUCACACAUCUAGGAAGUGUCUGAGGCCAGAUUUGAACCCAGGACCUUCCACUUCCAGGCCUGACUCACUAUCCACUGAGCCAUCUAGCUGCCCCUUAUUUUCUUGUAUCUUGCUGGUGAGAAGAGAUUGCUUACGAUGCCUGGAUCCCCCUUGGAUGUGAAAUUACAGUCAAGAUCACCUCCUAACAUGCCUCCACGGCCUCCCAUCAACCCUGGUGUUCCCCGGCCGAGCACUUUCAACCCUACAGCAUUAUCCAAUGGGCUUAAUCAUUCGCCGCCCACCUUGAAUGGUGCCCCAUCCCCACCACAGAGGUUCAGCAAUGGCCCAGCGCCAUCCUCGUCCGCAUCGCUCACCAACCAGCAGCUUCCUGCCACUUGUGGGGCCCGACAGCUCAGUAAACUGAAGCGCUUUCUAACGACCCUCCAGCAGUUUGGUAACGACAUUUCCCCGGAGAUUGGAGAGAAAGUUCGGACCCUCGUCCUGGCUUUGGUUAACUCCACGGUGACCAUUGAGGAAUUCCAUUGUAAGCUGCAAGAGGCCACCAACUUUCCUCUUCGUCCUUUUGUGAUUCCAUUCUUGAAGGCCAACCUGCCCCUGCUACAGAGGGAGCUGCUGCAUUGUGCUCGGGCAGCCAAGCAGACCCCUUCGCAGUACCUGGCCCAGCACGAACACCUUUUGCUGAACACCAACACCUCCCCAGCUGACUCUGCAGAGCUACUCAUGGAGGUACACGGAAAUGGCAAGAGGCACAGCCCUGACAGAAGAGAAGACAGCUUUGAGAGAGAACCUGUUCUCCCCGAGCCUCCCGCCAAGAGAGUAUGCACCAUCAGCCCUGCUCCCCGCCACAGCCCUGCUCUCUCCAUGCCCAUCAUUACCCCUGCCCAGUUCCAUCCUACUCCGCCCCCUCUCCAGCAUUACACCUUGGAAGACUUUACCACUAACCAACUGUACGGCAGAGAAGCCCCCAAGGCUCCAGAACCCCGGGAAGUGCGGGAGCACCGUCAAGGACUGGGUAUAAAUGGAGGAUACCAGGAGGAGCUGGUGGACCACCGUUUGACAGAGAGAGAAUGGGCUGAUGAAUGGAAACAUCUUGAUCAUGCUCUGAACUGCAUCAUGGAGAUGGUGGAGAAAACCCGCCGUUCCAUGGCUGUCCUACGACGAUGCCAGGAAACUGAUCGGGAGGAACUCAACUUUUGGAAGAGGCGAUGCAAUGAGAACGCAGAGACCAGGAAAGCUCCUGGUGAUCUGAUCCCCAGGCAGCACAGCCCAGGAAGCUCAGACUCACUCAGCAAUGAUUCCCAGCGUGAGUUCAAUGGCAGGUCAGCCACAGGCUAUGUCACUGAAGAUAUCUGGAAGAAAGCUGAAGAAGCCGUGAAUGAAGUGAAGCGUCAGGCCAUGACAGAAGUGCAGAAGGCCGUGGCAGAGGCUGAGCAGAAGGCCUUUGAGAUGAUUGCAUCAGAGAGAGCCCGCAUGGAGCAGACCAUUGCAGAUGCCAAGCGCCAGGCCACUGAAGAUGCUUUCAUGGUUAUAAAUGAGCAGGAGGAGUCCUCUGAGAGCUGCUGGAACUGUGGGCGCAAAGCCAGCGAGACGUGCAGCGGCUGCAACGCCGCCCGUUACUGCGGCUCCUUCUGCCAGCACAAGGACUGGGAGCGUCACCACCGCAUCUGCGGCCAGGGGCCCCACCCCCACUGCCAGAGCAAACCGCUCCUUCCCCCCACCGGCCGAAUGUCGAUGGCCAAAGCCGCCGAGGGAGGGAUGAGCCCAGCCCUGGACAAGACCUCGGGGGCCACCUCCCGGUCCUCGACCCCUGCCUCGAUGUCGGCCAUCGACACCAAUGGACUCUGAGCGGAGCCGGUCACCGGCUCCUUUGUGGUCAUUUCUUUACCACCACAACCAGCCCCUUGUGGUCCCUCGAGAAGGUGGAAGUUUCUGUUGAUUCACGCACCUGUCAAACCAUUGGCACACACCAUCUCAUCCAAGCAGACGGCGGGGAACAGACAGCUAUUUUCAGUAUCUGUCGUGUUCCCCAGGGAACGAGAUGACCAGCAGCAUCUCCAGCGAUGACUGAUGGCUUCUCCUCAGUCUUGCUGGCCAACCAUGGCUUUCUAAGGAUACACGCGUUUUCCUCCCAUGCCAGGCCAUCCCGCCGCCAUGCAUGGAGGUGGUAACCAUUGCAUCGCCUUCUUCAUUGCAAAUCGCUAGCUCAAGCAGCCUUUCGGCUCCAACUUCCCCUUUCCUCGCCUUGCUCCUGAGCGCCUCUGUUCAUGCUUUUUUACGGUGUAAACCCCUUCUCUGUCUUGCCUACCCUUGAACUCCCCAGAUCCUUUCCCCCCAAAGCUGUAAAUAGAAUUUUGGUCAGGACCACGACAGUGCCGAUCUGGAAGGAGCCUCUCAGGCCAGCUGCCGCGGCCUGGAGCUCAACAGGAAGCCCCUCGGUGGGGUCCCUGACCAGUGAACAUGAUAGCCUUUACUUUACAAACAUUCAAUGACAGAACCUGCUAUAUACUGCCAGUCUAGAGCGUGGCGUUCUCACCCACAUGCCUAGGCCCUGGCAGGCACCACGGUGCCCAUUUUGAACAACUGGGGAAGGAUUCAACCCCAGAAACUACUUCGCUCACUGAGCCACAUGGUCAGGCUGGAGACCAGGAAUCCCAGCCUGACAAGACCUUUUACAAGGAGAAAAGCCACCACUCCUUGCACCCUCCCCUUCUCGCCGGCUCCCAGAGCCCCAAUGUAGGGUCACCUAAGACCCAGAGGGGGAGGGGGAGGAGCUGAAUGUGUCCGAAAAAUGCAUUAAUCAUGAUUUCUGAUUCGACUUAACAGUCAUCCCUGCCCACUUUGGACAGGAGCCUCCCUCUCGCUGGCUGCCGCAGUGCAGUUUGGGACCAUGAGGAGGAUGUGUUCUGAGCGUUCUUGCAUUUGUUUGCCAUUUGGCCAAUGCAGAGAACGUCUGAUCCACCUCAUGGAAGAUAAUCCCACUUCUCUUGCUAUAGAAAAUGGCGGGAGGGAUUUUUCUCUUAAGAGUGAACAUGUGAGAAAGAGAGAGACGUUGAAUUUAUCGUUGGUUUCCUCUCUACGGGCGUGUUGGCCAAACUGACUAUCAAGUUUAAAAAUUGCCGAGCCUAGUGCUCAGGGCUCCGUGGACUGGUACAUUAACGGUGUGGCCCGGGUUAUACCUGUCUGAGCCCUCGGUUUCCUCCUGACGUGCCUGUGACUCCAGCUAUUGUGUCACCUCGUUCAGGAUGGGAAAGAACCAGGCUGGGCUGGCUGAUUGCAGCCUGCGACAGGAUAGCUUUGGGACCUGCCCAACCAGUCAAGUGAGGCCCAAGGCUUGGGGGGUGGGGGGUGGGGGGGGGGUUUGGGUUUUGUUUUGUCGUUGUCGUUUUCGUUUCUAUAAAGGAAGCAUGUGCCAUGUCAGAAAGAUUUCUCCAGCUUAUGUGCUUUCAGAUACUAAAACAUCCAUCAUCUGUCUUGUUAACCAUCCACAAGCUUUAUACAUGGUGCUUUAUUGAAUAGUCAAUUCAAUCCAGUGAGUAUUUACUAGUUGUCUCCUAGGUGCCAGGCACCGUGCUAAGGCCUAAGCCUGCACGGACUCAAUGAAAACAUAGUACUGGCCCUCAAGGAGGGGUUUACAUGCUGUUAUUUCAAAGCUUUCCCUCCCUCCUUCCUCCCUUCCCCCUGCAGCUGCCCUGUUGUUGUAAGAAAUGAAAUGACAUUUCUUCUGAGCUCCUCCAGCCCUGGGAGGUUUGAGGAAAAUCUCAUGGAAAAUAGAGAGAAGCACAAUGCUAAUAGGCUGCCUUGUUGAAGUUGGGAGGGCGGCAGGGAAGCACCGAGCUCCCUAGGGAAACGUCCUUGGUUUGAUGAGCCUCUAGCCAUUUACAAAGCCUUGAUCCUUGGUGGGCUUGGUGGAACUUCCACCGCCAUUCUCGCCCACGUUCAGACCCACACUUUGGGACGUGUGAGCAGCAUUACAGGAACCCAAGAGGGCCCACGGCCGUGCGCAUCUUGUCCGCUGGACAGGAUCGGCACAAGCCGUGGGAGGCAGCCAGUAGAUCAGACGGGUCUCUUAUCCAAAAGAUUUACCAAAAGGUUCCAAAGAUUUACUCCACAUUGCAGCCAGCAGCCCAAGCCUGGACUGACAUCUGCAGAGAAGAGGCAAGUGAUACUUAAACCCCAAAGAGGAAUUGACAGGAGAGGAGAAGGGGGGAAAAUGGUCCCCAUCUGGAGCGCCAUUGAAUCAGGUAGACUUUGCUUUAAGGAAGCCAAGCAAGUGUGGAGCCAAACAUAGAAAACAAAAUCACCGCUCACUCCCUGAAGGGAGUCACCGGAGAUUUGACCCCGAUGAAUUCAAAGGGCAGGUUAGGUUGGGUAAAACAAGGUACGCUUACUAGAGGAAGGGUAAUAAAGCAAAGCCUACAUCGUAGAGUUGCAAGAUUAAGAUUACUUCCCCUCUCAAUCUCUGCAACUUGAUCUAUAGUGAGUGAGUGCCCCUUCCCAUCUAGAAGAGGGAGUUGUUUGUCCCUCUCAAUGCCAACAUGGCUUCAUCUGGAUUUCAGCAAAACCAUCGCAGGGUAUCCCUGAGUUCAUGAUGGAGAGGCAGAGGGCUAAGAAAUAAUGACUAAGUUAAGAAGGCUCAGAAUUGGUUAAAAGUUGGACCCAAGGAACAGGAAUUAAUGGAGAAGGAAGGGUACCCUAGUGAUGGCCACAAGGCUGUCCUGAUUGCCAUUUUGAUCAGUGGCUUUGGCAAAGGCUUUGUUUCUCAGCUUUGAAGCCCAGGAAAAGAAGGGGAGAGGUGGCCAAUGGGGGGGGGGGAGGGCAGGGGGUAAACAAAGUCCAAUACAGAGAUUUUCAAUAGACAGGCUAAUCGUUGAAAUUUAACCCAGGCCUAGUGGAAAAUGUUGACUAUUUAGGUUCAGAAAAUCUAUUACAUAAAUAUAGAAUUGGUGGUGUCUAAACUUGACAGCUGGUCCAGGUAGCAAAGGCCCAGAAGCUUUAGGAUGAACUAGCAUGUUUUGGCUGGCCAAAGCUGCUAACACAAUCCUGAGCUCCAUGUUCAGAGGUUCGGUGUGUAGAAUGAGAGCAAGAUCAGCCUUGCUCUCUUCUGUCCUAGUUCAGACCCUAUUGGGAAUAUCGUUCCUUUUAUGGGCCAUGUUAAGAUAGAUGGUGUCAAGAACUAAGCAAAUCAGAUGGUUAGAGGACCUGAAAUUGAAUUCUAUUGAAAGGAUGAGGGAUGUUUAUUCUGGGGAAAGAGAAAGUAACUGAUGCCUUCAUGUAGCUGAAGAGCUAGCUAGGAAGAGAAGUCAAAACUUGUUCUGCUUGGCCCCAGAGGCCUGAAUGAGGAGGGAGAGGUAGAGGUUAGAGGCGAGGAAAGAAUUUGAGGUCGCUAUGAGAAAAGAAUGAGCAACUGUCCAAGAAUGGAACAUGUUGCCCUGUUUUGGGUAGUGAGCUUUCAGUCUCUGGAAGUAUGUGAGUGUAGGCUAGGUGACCAUCCGUCGAGGACAGUGGAGGAUGGAGUUCUUGCCCCAGUAGGGGAUAACCUGUUAGGUCUCUUCUGGCUGCGAUUUAGUGAACACAAAGACUUUACCCUAAUGUCCAUUUCCAAAGAUGAUGAAACUGCUAUGGUGGGAGGAGUCAGGGAGGUUGAACAGGUGCUAGUGUGUUCCCUGUAGAUGGCACUCCGGUUGCUCCAGGAGGCCAUUGCUAGACCCACAUUUGCCCCAUGUGCCCUGUUGCAUUGCAAUGUAUUUCUGAAACCAAAUAGGUGUGCUUGUGUGUGUUUGUUGUCUGACUGUCCCUCUCUAUGGGUGAAAAUUCAUCCCAGCUGUGGGAAAGAAGGAAAGGGUAAAGCAGCAUCGGUGUUGGCGGUGGCUGAGGAAAGACAGAAGGUGUUGUUGUGUGCAAAGGGGAUGCCCUCGGGCUCCAAGAACAUAGAGGGCCCCAGGACAGACAGGGGAGUGUCUACAUGUUGACAUUCUACCUUUCUGGGGAGGCAAUAAAAGUGGUUCCAUGUCUUAGGCAUGACAAGAAUGUAAAUAAGGGGUGCACUAAUGGCCCCCAGGGUGAUUUGAAAAAGGGGGUAAUUAGGCUGAAACCACAAGGCUGAGGAGAGGACAGUGGAUUGUUUUCUAUCUUUUGCCAUUUAACCUUGAAUAGCAAAAAUUUUGUUGUUACUUAAUUCCAUGCAUAACUUAUUUAAUGUCUUGUAUAAAGGAACCAAAAUUGUUAAAUAUGUAUUUAGUUUGUUCUACUUCGAGUAGUCAAUAAAAAGGCUAUAUUCCU
Monodelphis domestica (gray short-tailed opossum) is the source of this 8469-nucleotide messenger RNA. The record is from RefSeq and is a predicted model, not a curated record. Lineage: Eukaryota; Metazoa; Chordata; Mammalia; Didelphimorphia; Didelphidae.